CCGGGACGCCACGGGGCGGGAUGGCCGAGAAAAGGAGAUCGGUGGCCCGCAAACCGCGACGGGACAAGUCGCACCCCCCCGUCCCGGCCUCCCCCCGGACCUCCCACUCCUCUGACACCCACUCGGCCGAGGGCGGGGGGGCGUCCCCGCCAGGGGAAUCCCUGGAUGUCGGGGACAUCCUGGCCGAGCUCCUGGACCGGGUGAUGGCCGAGUGCGUGCGGGCGGCGGUGGCGCGGCAGGUGAGAGACCCCCCUCCCCCCAUUUGGGGGUCCUGGGAGUGUCUGGUUAGUCCGCGAGGGGGUCUCAGCGAUGUCCGUGCAGCGGGUGCCCUACACGGUGUCCCGGGCGCGGGACGCCAUCCUGUGUGUCGUUGAGUGGCGGUUCCUGGCGCGGGACGAGGGGGACCCCGACCCCGAGAGGGACCCGGACCCCGAGCGAGCCCGAGCCUGGAGAGAGGACGAGGAGCCCCAGCCCUGUGCGCUGGACACCUGGGCGCAGGGCGUUGUCCCCGUCCAGCAGGUCACUCCGUCCCUGGGAGAGGUCCCGUCCCAGGAAUCCCCCAUGACAGACGAGGCUUCUCUCUGAGCGUCCCCUCCGGGCCCGCGACUCUGUCACCGUCCUGCCUGUCCGUCUGUCCCGGAGAGAGGUCCCCGGUGCGAAGCCCCCGAGCCGGGACCCCCCCGCAGCAGCCGGAGCUCCCCCCGGCGCUGUCCCCGUCCUACCCGUGCCAGGCCCACCCCGCCCGCAGCCUCCCACCGCCCCCCGGCUCGCCGACAGAG
This is a messenger RNA of Myiozetetes cayanensis, 779 nucleotides long. RefSeq names its product chromosome unknown C2orf81 homolog (gene CUNH2orf81). NCBI's taxonomy places the organism in Eukaryota, Metazoa, Chordata, Aves, Passeriformes, Tyrannidae. Bases 310 to 585 code for a protein of 91 amino acids. The transcript has 4 exons. The record is from RefSeq and is a predicted model, not a curated record.